AUGGCUUACACUGAAGAAUACAUGGCCCUACGUAUUAUCGUUUGCCUUGCUGGCUUUUACUCAUGGAACCCGGCAGUGGGAAGCAGCUGUUCAUAUCUGGAUGUGGGUGACUACGUAUGUGUUGAUAUUCUCGGUUAUACGAUCACUACCACCAGCACUACCUCAGGUGGCAUCUCCACUCCUUCUCCAAUUCAGAGUGGGAUGGUAUGUGACUGCGAUAAGUUUCAUCUCGUUCAACCGGGAGAUACCUGUUCUGCUGUAGCUUCUACAGCCGGAAUUUCACUAGAUGAUUUCUACGCUUGGAAUCCAGCUGUUGGGACAUCUUGCGCAUAUUUGGAUAUGGGCGACUAUGUUUGUGUCGAUAUCCCGGGAGUCACACCCACAGCUACAGCUAGCUAG
Molecule: messenger RNA, 399 nt
Organism: Penicillium canescens
Lineage: Eukaryota; Fungi; Ascomycota; Eurotiomycetes; Eurotiales; Aspergillaceae
Product: LysM peptidoglycan-binding domain-containing protein
Exons: 2
Coding region: 1-399 (132 amino acids)
Source: RefSeq, a predicted model, not a curated record